Larimichthys crocea (large yellow croaker) is the source of this 5114-nucleotide messenger RNA. It is a transcript of the gene cp110, whose product is annotated as centriolar coiled-coil protein 110. The coding region runs from base 279 to 3953 and encodes 1224 amino acids. The transcript is spliced from 10 exons. Gene Ontology annotation, biological process: centriole replication; centrosome duplication; ciliary basal body organization. Gene Ontology annotation, cellular component: centriole. NCBI's taxonomy places the organism in Eukaryota, Metazoa, Chordata, Actinopteri, Sciaenidae. The record is from RefSeq and is a predicted model, not a curated record.
CCGGAUGGACGGCUUUGUUUGGCAGCUUAUUAGACUGUUUUUUUGUUUUUAAAUCAGACGUAACACUGUAAAACUGCUCUACUUUUUUUUAUUUUCUUAUGCUUUUCAAUAACAGCUGUUAACUUUACCGGCAGUUUGGUAUUCAACGACAGCUAACUUCGUUAGCUCGCUGCCUAGCUGCUUGGCUAGUGACACAGCUCGGCAGCUUUAUCUUUAUCGAUGUUAGUUCGCCUUCAGACUAUCAGACGUGACUACCUACCGUAUCCUGAUGCAACUUGAUGGAGGACUACGACAAGUUUGUGCAGCAUCGCCUCUGCCAUCUGAGGGAAAGUGAGCACAACAACAAACCCUCGCUGGCAUCCUCUCUCAUCCGCUUCCAUGGACGACCCAUCCUCCCUCCCCUGCUCUCCGGUGAGCAGAGAGAGGAGAUGCAGCGACACAGAGAAGCAGCGCAGAAAGCUGCCGAUCACAGAAAGUUGAAGGAUGAUGCAAGGAUGGCCUACGUGCAAACUAUCCUACACAGUGUUCAGCUGAGGAAGACGCCAACACUGGAGGAGUUGCUCCAAGAGUCAGAGAUUAACACAAAAUCUUCAUAUUCCCAUGGAUCAGUGUCGCAGGGCAAUCAUUUCAUAGGAACAAAGGAUACUCUUUUGCUUUCGCCCCCGCCUGGAAGCAAAGAGAAGGAUGGUGUUUCUCUUCCACCUUUGACAUCAACUACAUAUAGUGCCUUUUUUGCUUCUAACGUUACACCUCAGCAAAGCUACCAGGAGGGAUGCCUUAUUGACCAACAUUACAGCCAACAGGGGUCACAGUCAAGUUCCCUUAAUGGUGCAAGCCACCAGUCAGUGUCCUCAGGUUACGUGACCUACGAGAAUGUUGAAAACACCGCCAGUGUGUCUGGAGGGAUUGAUGAAGGAAAAGCAAGCCAUGGCUUUGACUCCACAGGGGGAGCUUAUGAUAUGGGUGGCUUUUUCCUUCACAACACCUCAAACACAAUUGCCAAGAUGCCAGAUAUUAUUAGCCAUCCUCCCAUAGAUGGAGAGGAAUUGGAGAGAAGUGGACUGGAGUCAUCCUUUUGUAAUGACUUUAUAGUAGUAAAAGACAUUUGUUGCUCCUCACUCCAGGAUGAUUCAGACAUAUGUGACCAUCUACCAGGAGAUAAAUCUCAAAGCAGUCAUGUGGACAGCACAGGGGGUGAAGAUAACAUUCCCAUUACUGUAGUAGUAGAUCACAAUUUAGACAGAACUGAGGGCCUGGUCUCUUCCCCAAAAAAUUGUGUUUUUUCAGACAAUCCAGAGUUAUCACAGACAUUGAGCACUAAUCACCCUCCAACAGCAGAACCGCACAUUCAGCACAACCCAACAGAAACCGAACCAACAGACAACCAUGUAGAUGAAUCAGAGCCAUACGACGAGCCUUAUCGUCUGAGCCUCCAGGCCCUGCUGAAGAAAUCUCAGGAGUAUCGGCGGCGCCAGCGGAUGCUCAGGAACCAAGCCAAAAAUACUAAAGUCCAGGAGAGGACCCAAGAACAGCCAAGAGUAAGGGCGGAGGAGCAGAGCCUCUCUGAUAAGGAGAAUGACGAGUUCCCUCAGAAGGGCCCUGCAGAGGGAAAGAACACUAAAGAGAGGAAAGGUACUUUUAUCCCCUCAGCUGAAACGUCACCAAAGGAGGCUUGGGAAAAUGAGAGGAUCAUUGAGAGUGAGUUUUUGGGGAAAAAGGCAAACUUGAAAUCUGAAAGCACACAUUUAACAGGAGGGAAUACUCAGGAAAUGAAUAGUGUUGAGGAAGAAACAACCUUCAAAAAUAAUAAACUGAACGUUUCACAAGAAGUCGUAACAGAGCCCAAACAUAUCAGCACCUUCCCCCAGCAACAGCCCAUGUCGACAGAAACCUCACCUGUUCACGAGGCCUUUUACUUGAACACCUCUCCUACAGCUUCUCAUAAAGGAGUAGGCAGAUAUCACACUAUCCCAGCUCCUAAUUACUGUAGGAGUCCUGUUCACUGCAAAAGCAAAGGCAGUGUCCAAGAUGGAGAAGCUGCUGAUGGGGCCGAGACCUCAAAGAGGAAAGUUUUAGUCAAUACUGAUUUGAACAAAAACAACAAGCUUGAAGAAGUUCACUUGGAACAUCAAAAUGGUCACAGAGCAGUUCCUCCCACUGUGAAUUUCAUGGUCGAAGGCGAUGUAACAAGCUUUACAGCCAAGAGCUCACAGCACAUAGACCAGCUUGUGUCCAGCCUGUCUGGUUUGAAAGUACUGAUCUCAGAUCUGGAGUCAACACUGACAGAAAACUUGGGGAAUCACAGCCAAACUGGGAGCAACACACGAAGCGAGUUCAGUUUUGAAAGCGUCAAACACUCUGAAAUAAAAAAGAAACAUGAACAACACAUGCAGCCUCAUCAAAGUGAUUGUGACGGUUGGGAGGACAGACUGCGGGACGGCGAUGCUGAACAAGACCAAAGGUACAGAGAACGACCGGGAAGACAAUCAUCAGACAGUUUCAGGAACAUGCAUGAAGAUACAGGAGCUGAACUAAGUAUCAGUGACACGAGUGAUGUUCCUGUAAAUGAGGUAGUUAACUUAAGCGAGCUCAGGCUGGUCAAAACGUUAGCUAUGGAGAGAGCAAAAGACAAAGGGACAUGUAAAGAAGGAGUAACAAAGAGUUAUGGACAGCAUGGCGGCGGUAGAAAGCAGCAGCCUCCGGCUAAAUGUAUCCUCUCUGCAGCACAGCGGCAGCGAAUUCCCGACAUAUUCAGAAAUGUUCCAUCUGAAACGAUGGCUCUGCGAAACGUCUCUGUGCUUUCGGAUACCAGUAACCGCACAGUGGAAAGAAGGAAUGAGACAGCUGUAGAAGGUCACGACUCGACCCACCUGCCAUCUCUCAACCAGUCGUAUGAUGUGGACGCACCGUCUGGCCUGUGGUUCCUUGACGGGUCAGGGUCCGACUUGGGCUCAAAAGGUCAUCUUGUUCACGAGAUGCAUCUGACCCCGGAGAGUGGGAGUGAAGGUCAGGGCAGUGUGUCCAAGGUAAAACGGAGACUGGUCAUGCACGUAACAGAGGAGACACGGGAAAGGAGUACAGACGCCAGCAGAGGAGGAACAGGCCCUGCUGUCAGACCCAGCUCCAGCACUCCUAAAGCUGCAGUGCGGCAGUACGAAGGCCACGGCAGUCAAAAAGACAAGCAGGAACAACUGAAACAGGCCCAUGCUGCUCAGGUCAGAGCCCUGCAAGAGGAGCACAGGAGACAGCAGGAAGAACUACUGCAGGCGUUGGCAGUGCGUUACCAUCUCCUCCAGAGCGUGUCCUUCCCUUGCUCCAUGUCAAGCUCACGUCUCGGGGACACGCUGACCUUUUCUACCCUCUCUCAGCCCUCCAAGCCACUCUUGGAGCACUACCGCCCCCUGCUGUCAGCAGCCGUGAAAGGUUUCCUGACUCGCAGGCUGUUGAAGACAGAGAGAGUGGCGCAGCUGGUGCGCACCAUCAGGGACACACAGCAGUUCCUGCAGGCCCUCCAGCAGCAGCAGAGCCCCGGCAGAGGAGAGUUUAGUAGCAGCAGACAGGACAUUUUGCUGCAGGAGAGAGUCUCUCUGCAGCUGCGCGCCGCACGUUACGAGGUCAACGACAUAUUCUUCAUCUUGUCAACCGGAGAGAGGAUGCAGCUGAUCAGCUGGGACAGAGAGUUGGCCCGGGAGAGAGAGCUCAGACGACAGAGCGGGCACACAGGCCGACCCAGAGAAAAGAGCUCUCUGUCAGCUGCAACACAAAAAUCACUAGAGAGAAAGAGAGGAAUGAUGAUCCAGAAAAAAGCAGCAGGAAAGCACAGGGGAGCUGUGACGAGGACCGGACACAACACUGGAUUGUCUGCUGAGCAGCCGUCGGAAAGGAAACGAGGACAGUUCAGAGCAAAUCCUCAGAGGGUCCCCAGGAGCACUUAUUCCUCUAGACCCCGAUGACACUUUUCCUAAUUGGCCCCAGUGAGGACUUGUAAUAAGGCCUCUAGCGAUUACAUGAAUAUUUUAUAAGUGAUCAUUCGAGUUUCCGAAACCAGAUUUGACACACAGUGAUGCCUGUUGCUGACGGAUACACCGUUGUAUUUUUUUACGCUCUACAACCAGAGUGUGAAUCUAGUGACAGCUCCACUCAGUCAGAUGGAGAAGUGUCACAUUUAGUGGAUGCACAGAUGGGGAUAAAACAUCAGUACACUAACAGACAUUCUUCUGCUUGCAGUAUUUUCCACCAUAUUUAGUGUAUUAAUGUUGCAGUUGUUCACUUGAAAAAUGCUGAGUUGGCAAAACAACACUUUGACAUCCUUUAGCUGAACCUCUAAAGCUCUGAACGACGCUCCAUGUAUGACUCACAGCAGACAUUGUGACACGCUCAGGUGUGGUGAAUAACAAUGAUGGCUCUACUGCAUUUGGAUAUUUAAGUAAAGCAGCAAAUAUGUAUGCAACAUUUCCUUUCAGACUUUUACCACCUCCUCCACUAUUCAAAUAGUGUUAAGGAAGAAUGACUCUGGCUUUGACAUGCAAACUGUGACUAAGGGAUGCAAAUGGACAUUUCUUUGUUCUUAAGGGUUUAUAAGUUGAAAAGAGACCAAGACUGUAUCCAGCAUGCGCAGUACCAGGACCUGCAGAUGAAAACCCCUAACAGGAACGCAGCCAUGUUUCAAUUUGUUGAUUACACCCUUAUGCGCUUAUGCUGCUAUAGCAUGUCGAAAUGUCUUCUGUUUGAUAACCAGAUGAUUAGUUCAGGUGUUUCUGGGUUUUUCCAGUUGUCUAGUGUUGACUCUUUAUUUACUUCCUUCAAAGUUAUGUGCCUAAUUGAUUGCCACUGUAAACAGACCAUCUCCAGAUGUGUUGUCACAUAUUGAACUCUUAGUAUUAUAGGACAGUGCGCUUGCUGAUACAGAUGUUAUAUCCAGCUCCAGAUGUUAGUGUUACCAUUUAUACUUGAAUAGUGUGUUACUCCCUUGUUGCCUUAAAUAUUUUUCCUAGACUAAUAUGAGCCAAAACACAUGAACCUUUUAGAUAUGUUUUAUUAUUCUUAGUAACCUGUUUUAUAUAUAAUGUAUUUAUUUGUAUGUUGUUUUUAAUAAAUGCUUAAAACACUUGAAA